UAAUCUUCAGGAAGAACUUUGUGAAGGCAGUCUGUAUGGUUUGGCCACCAUGUCUGGAAUUGGCAAUAAACGGGCAGCUGGAGAGCCUGGCCCUUCUGCACCCCCAGAGAAGAAGGCAGGGCUUGAAGAUUCAGGGACCACAGUGGAGACCAUUAAGCUUGGUGGCGUUUCCUCAACGGAGGAGAUGGACAUCCGGACCCUACAGACCAAGAACCGGAAACUAGCAGAGAUGCUGGACCAGCGACAAGCCAUUGAAGAUGAGCUGCGUGAGCACAUUGAAAAGCUGGAGCGUCGGCAGGCCACUGAUGAUGCCUCUCUGCUGAUUAUCAACCGAUACUGGAAUCAGUUUGAUGAAAACAUACGUAUCAUCCUUAAACGCUUCGACCUGGACCAAAGUCUUGGAGAUCUUCUGACUGAAAGAAAAGCACUGGUGGUACCAGAACCUGAGCCAGACUCAGACAGUAAUCAGGAGCGCAAAGAUGAGAGGGAACGAGGUGAAGGACUGGAGCCAGCGUUCUCUUUCUUAGCCACUCUAGCCAGCAGCACGAGUGAGGAGAUAGAAUCUCAGCUGCAGGAGCGUGUAGAGUCUUCCCGCCGUGCUGUUGCCCAGAUCGUGACAAUGUACGACAAGCUGCAGGAAAAAGUGGAUGUGCUGUCCCACAAGGUCAACAGUGGAGAUAUUUCAUUGAUGGAAGAAGCAGUCGUGGAGCUUAAUACCUACCUGUCACAUGAGAAUGGACGGCUGCAGGAGUUGGCUGAUGUUCUUCAGGAGAAGCAGCGAAUCAUGUCUCAGGAGUUCUCCAAGCUGCAGGAGAGAGUGGAGACAGCAGAAUCUCGAGUGUCUGUUCUGGAGACUAUGAUUGAUGACCUUCAGUGGGAUAUUGACAAGAUACGUAAGAGGGAGCAGAGGCUCAACCGACACUUAGCAGAUGUUCUCGAACGAGUAAAUUCCAAAGGCUACAAGGUCUAUGGAGCUGGGAGCAGCCUCUAUGGAGGCACAAUCACCAUUAAUGCCCGCAAGUUUGAGGAGAUGAAUGCAGAGCUGGAAGAGAAUAAAGAGCUUGCUGGGAAUCGCCUCAAUGAGCUGGAGGAACUACGCCGGGAUCUUGCAGAAGUAACAGCACAGAAUGAAAAACUGAAGGUUGAGCUGCGACGAGCAGUGGAAGAGGCUGUGAAGGAGACCCCAGAAUAUCGCUGCAUGCAGUCCCAGUUUUCUGUUCUGUAUAAUGAGAGCCUCCAGCUGAAGGCACAUCUUGAUGAGGCCCGUACUCUGCUUCAUGGCACCCGCACCACACACCAGCGCCAAGUGGAACUAAUUGAGAGGGAUGAGGUCAGUCUUCACAAGAAACUGCGCACAGAGGUGAUUCAGCUAGAGGACACCCUUGCACAAGUCCGCAAAGAGUAUGAGAUGCUGAGGAUAGAGUUUGAGCAGACGCUUGCUGCCAAUGAACAAGCAGGCCCAAUUAAUCGGGAGAUGCGUCAUCUCAUCAGCAGCCUCCAAAAUCACAACCACCAGCUGAAGGGAGAGGUGUUACGAUACAAGCGCAAAUUGAGAGAGGCCCAAUCUGAUUUAAGCAAGAUCCGCUCUCGCAGUGGUAGUGCUGUCUUACAAUCUCAGUCCAGCACUGAAGACACAAAGGAGGAACCUCCAGAGAUCAAGCAGGAACCUGAUGAUCCUUCUGUCCAAGUGUCUGUCCCCAAGGCUGCUUCUGAAGAUGUUAAUGAAAUGAAGGCUAGGCGAGAUGAGGAGGAACGGGAGCGAGAGAGACGGGAGAGGGAGAGGGAACGAGAGAAGGAAAAGGAGAAAGAGAGAGAGCGAGAGAAAGAAAAAGAAAAGGAAAAGGAGCGAGAGCGGGAGAAGCAGAAGCAGAAAGAAUCUGAAAAGGAGAGGGAGUCUAAAGAGAAGGAGAAAGGGAAGCAUGAAGAUGGAAGAAAGAAGGAGGCUGAAGUGAUCAAGCAACUGAAGGCUGAGCUCAAGAAGGCCCAGGAGAGCCAGAAAGAGAUGAAGCUGUUGCUAGACAUGUACCGCUCUGCCCCCAAAGAGCAGAGAGACAAAGUACAGCUAAUGGCAGCUGAGAAGAAGGCAAAAGCUGAGCUGGAAGAACUGAGGCAGAGGGUGAAAGAACUGGAAGACAAAGAGAAAAAGGAGAGUAAAAAGAUGGCUGAUGAGGAUGCCCUCCGCAAGAUUCGAGCAGUGGAAGAACAAAUUGAGUAUUUGCAGAAGAAACUAGCCAUGGCUAAGCAGGAGGAGGAGGCCCUGCUGUCAGAAAUGGAUGUCACAGGACAAGCCUUUGAAGACAUGCAGGAACAGAACAUCCGCCUGAUGCAGCAGCUGCGGGAGAAGGAUGAUGCUAAUUUCAAGCUGAUGUCAGAGCGUAUCAAGUCCAACCAGAUCCACAAGCUCCUGAAAGAAGAGAAGGAAGAGUUGGCAGACCAAGUUUUGACACUGAAGACUCAGGUGGAUGCCCAGCUGCAGGUUGUACGUAAGCUGGAAGAGAAGGAACACUUGCUGCAAAGCAGUAUUGGGACAGGUGAGAAAGAACUGGGUCUCCGAACACAGGCCCUGGAAAUGAACAAACGCAAGGCCAUGGAUGCAGCACAGCUUGCAGAUGACCUGAAAGCCCAGCUAGAGGUGGCUCAGAAGAAGUUACACGACUUCCAGGAGGAGAUUGUGGAAAACAGAGUAACUAGAGAGAAAGAGAUGUUCAACUUCAAAAGAGCUGAGGAAGAUAUUUCAAGGUUACGCAGGAAGCUGGAGACCACUAAGAAACCUGACAUGGUUCCCAACUGUGAUGAGAUACUGAUGGAGGAAAUCAAGGAUUAUAAGGCCCGUCUGACCUGCCCAUGCUGUAACAUGCGCAAGAAGGACGCGGUGCUCACCAAGUGCUUCCAUGUCUUCUGCUUCGAGUGCGUGAAAACGCGCUACGACACCCGGCAGCGCAAGUGCCCCAAGUGCAACGCCGCCUUCGGUGCCAACGACUUCCACAGGAUCUACAUCGGUUGAGUCUUUCCACUGGAGCGAUGGAAAGUUGCUGCUUACACUGACCCCCCAACCUCCCUCACUUGUGUGGCUGUCUCUUUAGGGGUUAGUCAGUGCUUCUGUAAGCUGAGCUUCAGUCUCUUCUGGUAGUGUGGUUAGGGUGCAAACGAGUCUGGAUUCUUGGUUCCUUUCUUGUCCUUUUUCUUUUACUGUUUUACUCAGUUUUUGUGGAUUCUUUGUGCCUGAAAGGACAUUUCCCAUCUGUCACUUCAGCACUACCGAGUUGGGAACACCUAACUGAAGUCCUAAUUUGCUGGGAUGGAAGCUGUCUGUGGUGCAGCAGAGGUAAAUGAGUGUGUUAUCUGAGGAGUUUGUUUUGGGUAGUGCUUAUUAAAUCCCAUCAAGGUAGGGUAGUGUU
Molecule: messenger RNA, 3398 nt
Organism: Indicator indicator
Lineage: Eukaryota; Metazoa; Chordata; Aves; Piciformes; Indicatoridae
Gene: RNF20
Product: ring finger protein 20
Exons: 19
Coding region: 50-3004 (984 amino acids)
Cellular component (GO): nucleus; HULC complex
Molecular function (GO): ubiquitin protein ligase activity; metal ion binding
Source: RefSeq, a predicted model, not a curated record